CCACCUGUCCGACGAAGGUAGAUUUCACUCCCGUUUCUUCUAGGAUGUGAAUCUCCCUGAUUUAGGUGAAAUAACGGAACAGACCGAGCAGACAGACGGGUACCUCGGGGUCAGAGCUGGCUCUGGUAAAAACAUGUGCAGCCCUCUGAGGAGCAGAAACACCGAGGCUGUAGAGGACUGAGUGUUUUCAAGGGAAAAAAAACAACUUUUUCCGCUCUUUCACACCAAGAGGAUGGAUGGAGAACAUUUUGCGCUUUCAGGAGUUGAAAGGGAAAGAGAGAGGCUUCCACCAAUUUACAACAGCUCCGCUCCUGCUGGUUUUGGGCGAGGAGCCAAGCAGCCGUUUCCGUCUCUGGGCACGUUCAUCUCUACAUUGAGCCAGAGGAGGGACGCAGGGGGACGCGGCUUUGCUGGCGGCAUGACGGGCACCCUGACCAACACCCAGUGGAUGAGACACGGGAGGGAGCUGCCUCCGAUCUGCAGCGAUGUUCGCCAAAAGCAGCGGCUUUCCAUUGACACCCUGCCCCCAGAGGUCAAAGCUCCAUUCCCCUCCGACCCCAUCAUCCCCCUGCGGACUAAGACCACCAAAGAGUUUCAGGAGGACAUGGAGCGUGCCGUCCAAUCAGGUGACUGGAAGGAGGUCCGAGAAUUUUACCUGACCACCUUCGACUCCUUCGUAGAAAUCAACGCUGCCUUCAAGCGAGAGGCGAAUGGAUUGUUUAACACCAUAGACGACUCGGGAGUCAACGCCAAGUUUGUCAACGCUGUUUACGACGCACUGCUCAGCACACCUCAGGACAUCCAGAAGUCAGUGUUGAAAGGGAUCAUCAACAGCCUGCUGAGGGAGUGGAAAGGGCCUCGGACAAAAGAUGACCUGCGAGCUUAUUUCAUCCUCGUUCAGAAUCCCCAGUAUUCAAACACCAGCACCUAUGUGAUCUACGCUCACCUGCUGAGGCAGAUCGCUGCUCUGUCCGAGGCCGACCACCACUUUCUGGUUCAUUGGCUCAAAAAGCUGUCAGCCAGGCGUUUCAGGCAGCUGGUAGAGCGCCUCCUGCAGUUCAUCUCCACCCGUCUGUUUCCUGCAGAACCAGACGAACUUCCUCCUCUGGCCAAGUGCUCCUGGUGGAUUCCUUCUGCUACCAAAGUGCUAGGCCUGUUCAAUGCAGCCAACAGUGUCUCCUCUACUCCCAUCAUGCCAUUCACCGACUUCUACAACAUCACGCUGGAGCACAUAGACUUCAUGGAGGAGUACAGGACCUGGCAGAACUACGGCAACUCAAAUAGGUUUUCCUUCUGUCAGUUUCCCUUCAUCCUUUCGACUGUGGUGAAGAAAGCAAUCAUCCAGAAAGACUCUGAGCAACAGAUGAUCAGCCAGGCCAGGCAAAGCCUGGUCAGCAAGGUUUCUCGCAGGCAGAGAGUGGACAUGAACCUUCUGUUUCUCAACAUUAAAGUACGACGAGCACAACUCCUCAGCGACUCACUGGAUGAGUUGACGAGGAAGAGGUGUGAUCUGAAGAAGAAGCUGCGGGUGACGUUUGUCGGGGAGGCGGGGCUCGACAUGGGCGGCCUGACGAAGGAGUGGUUCCUGCUGCUGGUCCGACAGAUCUUCCACACAGACUACGGAAUGUUCACCUACAUGAAGGACUCGCGCUGCCAUUGGUUCAGCAGUUGGAAGUGCGACAACUAUUCUGAGUUCCAGUUGGUUGGGACUCUGAUGGGCUUAGCAGUUUACAACAGUAUUGCUCUGGACAUCCAUUUCCCCCUCUACUGUUACAGGAAGCUCCUCACUCCACCUACUGUGCCAUGUGACCAAAAUGCCCUCAUCGGCAUGGCGACCGCCACCCUGGACGACCUGCAGCAGAUCAUGCCGGAGCUGGCUCAUGGUUUGGGAGAGCUGCUGAGCUACGAGGGAAACGUAGAGGAGGACUUCUACCUCACCUUUCAGGUGUUCCAGGAGGAAAUGGGUGUGGUGAAAUCCUACAACCUGAAGCCCGGAGGAGACAAAAUACCCGUCACCAAGCAGAACAGGAAGGAGUACGUCCAGCUCUAUGUCGACUUCCUGCUGAAUAAAUCCAUUUAUAAACAGUUUGCUGCCUUCUACCACGGCUUCCACAGUGUGUGUGCCUCUGAUGCACUCAUGUUGCUGCGGCCGGAGGAGGUGGAGAUGUUGGUGUGCGGGAGUCCAGAGCUCGACAUGAGCGCUCUGCAAAAAGCGGCUCAGUAUGAAGGAUACAGCAAGACCGAGACCACCGUACGGUGUUUCUGGGAUGUGGUGUUGGCCUUCCCUCUGGAGCUACAGAAGAAGCUCCUCCACUUCGCCACUGGAAGUGACCGCGUUCCAGUCGGAGGAAUGGCCGACCUCAACUUCAAAAUCUCCAAGAUCGACGUUUCAACUGACUGGUUGCCGAUCUCUCACACCUGCUUUAAUCAGAUCUGUCUGCCUCCAUAUCGAACCAGGAAGGAGCUUAAACACAAACUCACCAUCGCCAUCUCCAACGCUGAGGGCUUCGGCUUAGAGUGACGCUGCCUGCACACACACACACACACACACACACACACACACACACACACACACACACACACACACACACACACACACACACAAACAAAGACUUAUAAUCCACGCUAGCUAUCUGUCACAACUGCCGCAACGCACAUUAUGUAUCUCUGUGGUCCUGGAUCAGACUGUAGAGGAAACAAAUCUCUUAACAAGUGAGUUCUCUUGUCAGACAGUACUAUUAUGGACUGUGAUGCAGUGUGUGUUUUGGGAGUUGGAUUUAUCUCUUUUUUUUUUUAUGUUGAACUUUUUUUUGCAGGAGACACGAUGGGAACUUUUCCUGCAACAGCUUCAGAGAAACACAACAUACCCUUUGAUUUGCACACAGACUGCGUUCGCUCUAUUAUGAGACAACUCCAGAGACAGUUAUAUUUUUGAUUUCUAGAUGUUACUUUAAAGAAGAGGCCUUCCAAACUCUCUGAUCAAAUCAUAGUUACAGUUUCAUUAACAUUUCUGGUCCAAUACCAUUGAAAGCAUAUCAGUAUGUGUUCUGUAAAAACUUUGUAGCAACAAAACAGCAAACGACUCUUAAAUUAUAAUAGGUUGCUGGUUUACUCAGGUGAUUAUUAUUAUCAAUAGUUCUAUUUUUAAACAGAUUUCCAGAUAUUUGCCGAACAUUUUAUGGACCAAACUAAACUGAAAGUGUGUCUGCAUCUGAACAGAAAAUCAAAAGUCACAUUACAAAUCGCAAAAUGACAUGGAUUCACUGAGCAAUAUUACAUCCUUGAGUGUGACAUAAAAAAUAAAAAAAAUACACAGGGAAGAAUUUUAAUGAUAACAGGGGAAAACGACAGAGAAGAGUGUCAGUAAAAACAUAUUUCUGGAUGUUUGAGAUGUCUGUGUGUUAAUAUUUCCUGUUUUGUGUUAGUUCUGACUUCACCGCUUUGGUGACUUUUUAAAUGUAUAUUUUUAUGAAGGCAUAGGAAAUGUGUUUAUAUAUUGUUAGCUUUGUUUGCAGCACACGGUCAGGACAUAAAGCUUUGCUGGGAGAAGAAUGCUAUUGUGUAUCAUGAGAUAUAGAUUGUCUUGUGAAGUUUUGUGAUUGUUGUUGUUUUUUGACAUUGCUGCAAAAAGCUGCAGCAGAAAUUUUUAAAUUUCGUCUGAAAUGUUGUGAUAUUAUUGUACAGUUGAACCAGAGCUGUUCAGUUGACAGUUCAGUGUUUAUGUUGUUUUGUUGAAUCAUUGCUGCCAUCAGGCUGAGGGAUGAGCAGCGGGUAGAUGUUGCCUGGUAGUCGAGUGUCGUACUGAAGAUGAAGCAGGAUUGGAAGCAGCCGUUCUCUGGAUGUCCUGUUUCUGUGUGUUUAUGUAGGUGAACAGUCAGUAUAGUUAUCUGAGUAUUGAGAUAUUUUGGUGAUUUUGGCAAAGUGCUUGCUGAUUAUUACAUACAAACAUUACGAAAGAAACUUCAGUUAAGUUCCUAUUUCUGGCAUUCAGUGCUUAUAAACGUCCUUGUCAGAUCAAUCUGAAAAUACAAACCCACUGUGUUUCUUCCUCAUUUAGAGACUGAAGUUCUUCUUUCAAGCCCUGUGCUCUCUGCUGCCAAGGUGGUCAGAAAUGUGAUUGCAGCAAUAUUCAUUACAUGUUUUACAUGGUCUGCCUGCCUUGUUACUUCAUGGAAACCAGUGUAACUUCACAUGUUUCUGCAAACCACGAAUGUGCUACAUUUGCACUUUAUUAUGUAGCAGCUCUGUUGAACAUUGGCGUUUUUACGCAGUGGUUAACCUGGUUAGCUUUAUGCACAAAAAACACUUGUUUAUAGUUAGGAGAAGAUAAUGUUUGGGCUUAAAAUACCUGUUUUUUGUGGUUCUCAGCGGCUCACCUGGUAGUCAGGCCCUGUAUGUGCAAAGCUAUAUCCUGUCUGCAGGUUCAAUUAAAACCCACAGCCUUUUGCUGCAUGUCAUCCCCUUGGAAAUGUGGGUAUGAUACAUAUAAAACAUGCAAAUGGAACAAACU
Molecule: messenger RNA, 4510 nt
Organism: Plectropomus leopardus (leopard coralgrouper)
Lineage: Eukaryota; Metazoa; Chordata; Actinopteri; Perciformes; Serranidae
Gene: hectd2
Product: HECT domain containing 2
Biological process (GO): protein polyubiquitination
Molecular function (GO): ubiquitin protein ligase activity
Source: RefSeq, a predicted model, not a curated record